CGCCCAGAAGGGCCGGAAGUCUGUGGGACAGAGGGGGCGCGGGCGUCUAGGCCCGUCUCCAGCGGCGUCGCGCGUUUGGAUCCGUCGGCGGUGCUCUGGAAGAGUGAGUCAAGGCGGCGGUCGCACCUUCAGGCGGAACGCCCUCGGCGGACCCCCGAGUCUUCCAGUCUACGGCAGAGCGGGCCCCGCGCUCCCCCGGCCUUUAGUCGAGGAAGCUCGGGAGGAGUGGGCAGCUUGGAAGGGCCGUGAGGGUGGUGGAGCCGCGGCCGCCUUGUCCGCGGAGGCGGGAGGCGUUUGGCCGACUCCCGUAGCCUCUAUUGCGGCCUUCCCACCAGCUGGCUCCAGAGGGAUCUUGGGCCUCCUUCGUGAAUAACCAUCCUCGCCGAGAGCCCCCUUUCCCUCCAUUUACGGCCCUGGAAGAUCUAGACUCAGUGACAGUGGUUGAAAGGGCUGUGUCUUGCGUGGACUGUUGCGUGAAGGCAGAGUCCUUGUGCAUUGUUCAUGCCGCAUCCCGUUGCUUGGCUCAAGCCCACACGGCAACCAUCCCUUAAGUGUUCGUGGGUAACUCACAGCUGCCACUCACACUGAGACAUGACCCAGGCCUUGGGGGCAGAUGCUCAAGUGCUGUGGCAGCUUUGAUUCUGCUCAGUAUCCCUGCUGGAGAAUAUCUGGAGGUAGAGGUCUCCCAGCCAGGACACAUCGAUACUCACUCACGGAGCCUCAUGGAGGCUGUGACAUUUGGUGACGUGGCUGUGCACUUCUCAAGGGAGGAGUGGCAGUGUCUGGAUCCUGGCCAGAGGGCCCUCUACAAGGAGGUGAUGCUGGAGAACCACAGCAGUGUGGCUGGAUUAGCAGGAUUUCUGCUCUUCAAGCCUGAGCUGAUCUCCCGGCUGGAGCAGGGGGAGGAGCCAUGGGUCCUUGACCUGCAGGGAACUGAGGGGAGAGAGCUGCCAAGGACCCCUCAGACAGAUUCUGCAAUUAGCACUGAUGGUGGGCAGGCCCAUGAGGAUGUAUACAUACUGAAAUCAGAGUCCCUGGCAGCAAUGGUCAAAACCCCACCACGUGAUUCUCCUCAGAGUCCCUGCUUCGGAGAUACUUCUGUUUCUGAGGUCUGGCUGGAGAGUAAACCGAGCUCUCUCUUCCAGAAACACCACUUGCACACAGGAACUGUGGCUGCCAGGAAGAUCUCCACCCAGGAGGAUGUGCAGGGCUGUGGCAGCAUGGGUUGUCAGCCUGAUAAAAGUCAGGGGGUUGCUGCAGAUGGGAUAUCCCUAAGAUGCGAUGUGUGUGGCAGGGGUUUCAUAUUCACAACUCUGCUUCACGAAGUUAACAUACAGAGGAAACUGAACAGAUGUCAAGAGUGCCGAGAAACGUUAUCUGAUUGUCCACAGGGGAAACAUCAAAGUAACUGCCAUGGGGAGAAGCCAUAUGAGUGUGAGGAAUGUGGGAAAGUCUUCAGGCUGUGUUCACAGCUUAAUCAGCAUCAGAGAAUCCACACAGGAGAGAAACCAUUCAAAUGCAUUGAGUGUGGAAAGGCCUUUCGCUUGAGCUCAAAACUUAUUCAGCAUCAAAGAAUUCAUACUGGAGAGAAGCCCUACAGGUGUGAGGAGUGUGGGAAAGCCUUUGGUCAGAGCUCCAGCCUCAUCCACCAUCAGAGGGUGCACACGGGAGAGAGGCCCUAUGGAUGUCGUGAGUGUGGGAAGGCCUUCAGCCAGCAGUCUCAGCUGGUCAGACACCAGCGGACUCACACUGGAGAGAGGCCCUACCUGUGCCAGGAGUGUGGGAAGGCCUUCAGCCAGAGCUCAACCCUGGCCCAGCACCAGCGGAUGCAUGCUGGGGAGAAGCCUUCAGUUCCAAGAACACUGGAUGGUGCCGGCCUCGUUGCUCACCAGAGAACCCAUGCUGCAGAGAAACCGUUCAAGUGUGAUGAGUGUGGGAAGGCUUUUAGGUGGGUCUCUCGCCUUAGCCAGCAUCAGCUAACUCACACCGGAGAGAAACCAUAUAAAUGCAACAAGUGUGCAAAAGCCUUUGGUUGUAGCUCACGGCUUAUUCGCCACCAAAGAACUCACACUGGAGAAAAACCAUUCAAAUGUGAUGAGUGUGGGAAGGGCUUUGUUCAGGGCUCACACCUGAUUCAGCACCAGAGAAUUCACACAGGAGAGAAGCCCUAUGAGUGUAGUGACUGUGGAAAAGCCUUCAGCCAGAGCUCAAGCCUCAUUUACCAUCAGAGGAUCCACAAAGGGGAGAAGCCCUACGAGUGCCUGGAGUGCGGAAAAGCCUUCAGUAUGAGCACACAGCUCACAAUCCAUCAGAGGGUUCACACCGGGGAGAGGCCCUAUAAAUGUGGUGAGUGCGGGAAAGCCUUCAGUCAGAACUCAACCCUUUUCCAACACCAGAUAAUUCAUGCUGGAGUGAAGCCCUAUGGAUGCAGUGAGUGUGGGAAAGCCUUCAGUCGGAGCUCAUACCUCAUCGAGCACCAGAGGAUUCACACACGAGCCCAGUGGUACCAUGAAUACGGGGGCACCCUGGAGGGUCCUACCCAUGUGAGCCGUAAAAAAGUUAACACUGUAAAGAAACUACACAAAUGUAAUGAAUGUGAGAAAAUAUUCAGAUGGCGCUCGCAUCUAAUUAUACAUCAGAGGAUUCACACUGGAGAGAAACCUUAUAAAUGUACCAAAUGUGGCAAAGCCUUUAAUCGGAGCUCUAGGCUCACUCAGCAUCAGAAGACUCACACAGAAUAGACCACACACCUCUGUAAAUGCACUUGUAUGUAAGGGAGAAUAAACCCACAGCCUUAACAUACUUGUUUUAUAUGGGAUCAUUGAUAUUGACAAAUUGGAAUGAUAUUGACAAGUUUUAAAGAUUUAAAAUUGUUCUUUUAAGAAAGGACAUCCAAGUUCAUACAAAGUAUGUGUUGUAUUUGCUAGAGUGUUUGACCUUAUCCCACUCAGUAAAGCCUGUGCCCCUCGCAUCAGGGUGCCCACACAUAGAGUUCUGAGUACACAGAGGAAAGACCGGGUUCUGUGGCCGAGGCCUAAGAGCCCCGUGAGCUCCGCCAUGUGAGAUGCUCAGUGUCUUCAGCACCAGUUACUCAGACUGGCUUCAGCAGCAAGGAUGUGUGAGCUCACGUGCACAGAAGUCCAGAAGAGGCAUUACCGGAAUUUCCUUCUGCCUUCACCUAAGUCCUUUCCUUCCUGCAUCAGCAGCCCAGGCAGGCAGCCACCCAGCAUCCAGUUGAGUUUCUAGAUGGGUCAGCCACUCGUGAAUUGGACCAACAGGCUGGGACCAUGUCCAUUCACUUUGUCUCACAGAGUAUUUAAUUAAGGCCCCGGGGGCCAUAGGAUAAUGCAGACCUGCAUCAUUGACUCCAGCCCUGCCCAGGGUCCUGGAUUCACCAGCUGUGAAUGAGUCUGGGGCUAGGAGUCCCGUUCAGAGAAGCUGCUGCCCAGGGCCACCCACUUGAGACCUGCUGACCUUUGGAGUCAUUGUUAUAGUCACAGAAGUGAUAUUUGAGAGACCCCCAUCCCAGCAGAGAGGCUCAGUUAUCUCACAUGUGGACAGAUAGACCAGAGAGCACAGGUCACCUGACGAUCUCUUGCAACACUUGAUUUGGGUCACUUGAUUUGCAUUGGUAUGGUAUUGGUACGGCCCAUGGGCAGGGCCCCAGGACCUUGCUGCUUCAAUCACCAUGCACCGCAGAGCCUGUAGCAGACUAUGGAUUGUGUUAGGUGAAGGAAAUGCUUGCUGAUUCCUGUGUGUUUGCAUCAGGAGGUUCCAGAGCUUUCUUGUGAAGUUGGGAGCAGCAGAGUUGGAGAUGGUCAAGUCCAUGGGAGUUUGUUUCUCCAAUACGUGGGGGGGGGGUGGGGGGGGGUCUUGACCCUGCACCUGGUCAGCAUGAUUGCCAGCCGAUGCUGUCCCCCAUUUGGUGCCAGGACAGCAUGAAGUCAGUGUGGUUCCCUCUCCAGUCGCUCCUGUUCUGCCCAGGACUUGUACCUGGAAGGGUCAGUGCCAGAGCAUCUGGCACUUCUGUGUAUUUUUCAGAGGUUAGGGUCAUUGUGUCCCUGCCUCAGCUACCGUAUUUAGCCAGGUGGUCACUGCUGGCACAUCUGGACAGGUGGGCCAAAUAUUUAAGGGCCUUACAUAUUUUAGGCCAGCCAACAAUAGGAUGAGAGCCAAGGUUCUCAGUGGACAGGCCACACUCCUGCCAUCUGCUGGCACUUAGCAUUGUCACACACUGGAGGGCCUCUCCAUCAGACCCCACUUUCCUGGUUUCCUUCUGAGUGAUGAGGGACAAAGGGGUGAAGACGGGUUUUACAGACUCCUCCCUGGGCACAAUACUCUUUCUCUGAACAGUAACCACAGGACAGGCAAGAAGGCAGAGCCUUCCACCUUAAAUCUACUUCAGCACCUACGUCUCUCUGGAUAGUGCGAUCCUGGAUCCAGUGCUGGUGAACUGUGGCCUGUGGGCCAAACCCAGUCCAUGUUCUGCUUUUGUGUGGUGUGUUAACCAAACACUGAGGCCAUUAAGACUGGGUGGCUUGAAUGCUUUCAGUCUCUGCCAAGCAGACUAGAAGUUCAGCUAGUCAUUUCCUGCAAAUGCACCUCUCACAGCCAGCCAGGCUUCCCAAGUAAGCCAACUGCUUGAGCUGUGGUCAGCCAGUUUCCGUGCUUUGCCUCCAUCUUCAUGAAAACCUCCCCCUAUCCCUCCACAGAGUGCUUGGUUUGGCACUGGUCGAUUCCAACCCACGUUUGCUCAAGGAAAGUCUUCAAAAUUGUGGUGUACCUCAGUUUACCUUUUAGCAGCACUAAGAAUGGUUUUACAUUUUUAAGUGACGGGGGAACAAAAUGCAAUUUUUGUGACAUUUGAAAAUUCUGUUGAAGUUAAAUUUCAGUGUGUGGUUUGUUUACUUAAAUGUUGCAGUACAACUGAGAAUUCAACAGCAUUUACCCCAAGCCCUGCACUCCAGUGGGAAAUACCAGCUGCAGUGCAGGAGGAGGAGCGUCUUAGCUGUGUCCGUGUGAAAAGGGUGUGCAUCAGCACUGGGUCGCUGGGCCGGACAGAAGGGUUGUGGGCUGCCGUGGGGCCAUGUAUGUUUUGGAAUAUUCUGUCCUGCUUUCAAUCUACGUUUCCCAAAUUGGGCUUCAGUAAACAUAACAGUAAACUCAUUUUAAGGAUUUCCAGAACUGUUUCAGAGUAGGUUUUAAAAUAUUUUGAACUUCUCUUUUUGGAGUCAAUAAAUUAAACCCACAAUUUUGACCCGAAAUUGCUUUCAUUCUCAUUUAUUAAACUUUGAUUUAUGA
Phyllostomus discolor (pale spear-nosed bat) is the source of this 5301-nucleotide messenger RNA. RefSeq names its product zinc finger protein 7 (gene ZNF7). The record is from RefSeq and is a predicted model, not a curated record. The transcript has 6 exons. Gene Ontology annotation, biological process: regulation of DNA-templated transcription. The coding region runs from base 723 to 2741 and encodes 672 amino acids. Lineage: Eukaryota; Metazoa; Chordata; Mammalia; Chiroptera; Phyllostomidae.